This is a messenger RNA of Tilletiaria anomala UBC 951, 1032 nucleotides long. Its product is annotated as putative thiamine biosynthesis protein. Gene Ontology annotation, biological process: thiamine biosynthetic process. Lineage: Eukaryota; Fungi; Basidiomycota; Exobasidiomycetes; Georgefischeriales; Tilletiariaceae. The record is from RefSeq and is a predicted model, not a curated record. The transcript is spliced from 9 exons. The coding region runs from base 1 to 1032 and encodes 343 amino acids.
AUGGCUUCUGAUAAGAUUACCUUCCUUUUCAACUGGCAUGCCAUUCCCUACCAUGCACCAGUUUUUCUUGCUCAGUCAAAGGGCUUCUUUGCCGAAGAAGGCAUCAAGGUCGCUCUUCUCGAGCCCAAUGACCCAUCCGACGUGACGGAAAUCAUUGGCAGCGGCAAAGCUGACAUGGGCCUCAAAGCUAUGAUCCAUACCAUCGCUGCCAAAGCUCGCGGGUUCCCAGUGACCAGCAUCGGCACCUUGAUGGAUGAGCCCUUCACUGGUGUCAUUUACUUGGAAGGCUCUGGCAUCACGUCCGAUUUCCGCAGUCUUAAGGGCAAGCGAAUUGGAUAUGUUGGAGAAUUUGGCAAGAUUCAGAUUGAUGAGCUCACUCGUCACUUUGGCAUGACGCCAAAUGACUAUGAGGCGGUUCGUGUUGGCAUGUCUGCCACCGAGGCUAUUCAAACCGGUCGUGUUCAUGCAGCCAUUGGUCUUGAGAAUGUGCAGAUGGUCGAGUUGGAAGAGUGGUGCAAGACACAGGGACGACCCACUACGGAUGUCAAGAUGUUGCGUAUCGAUGAGCUCGCCGAGCUGGGCUGCUGCUGUUUUUGCACGAUCCUCUUUAUCGGAAAUGAUGAAUUCAUCCAACGAGAGCCAGCCAAGGUUCGCGCAUUUAUGCGUGCCGUCAAAAAAGCUUCCGACUUCUUGCAUGUCAACCCCAGACAGGCUUGGGAAGAAUUCAAGGCUUACAAAAAAAUCAUGGACACGCCCGUGAAUGCCAAGAUUUUUGAGCGAUCCUUUGCCUAUAUGAGUAAGGAUUGUGCAAAUGUUCCUCGCGACUGGGCCAAGGUGACGAAGUACUCAAAGCGACUUGGUAUUGUCGCGCCGGACUUUGAGCCCAAUGCGACGAACAGCUUCCUUUCAUGGCAGCCCGAUGCAGACGUCACUGAUCCCGAAGCCAAGCAAAAAGAGAUUGCCGCCUAUCAACGCAAAGUUGCUGAAGAAGGUGGAAUCUUGUCGGUCCCUGUGGCCGCUCUCGCCGCUUGA